Messenger RNA from Scedosporium apiospermum, 1134 nucleotides. RefSeq lists its product as uncharacterized. NCBI's taxonomy places the organism in Eukaryota, Fungi, Ascomycota, Sordariomycetes, Microascales, Microascaceae. The transcript is spliced from 3 exons. The record is from RefSeq and is a predicted model, not a curated record. Gene Ontology annotation, cellular component: endoplasmic reticulum membrane. Gene Ontology annotation, molecular function: Hsp70 protein binding. Gene Ontology annotation, biological process: cellular response to misfolded protein. Bases 1 to 1134 code for a protein of 377 amino acids.
AUGAGCGCGACCGCAUCCGGCGCCGACACAGGUGGUGGAGCCCAGCGACGAUGCACCCCCGAACAAAAAGCCGCCGUGCUACGCAUCCGCCGCUGCAGCCCCACGGCCUUCUACGACAUCCUCGAGCUCGAAACCGUCCGGACGACGGCGACGGACUCCGACAUCAAAAAGGCCUACAGGAGACUGUCGCUGCUGACGCACCCGGACAAAAACUGCCACGAGCACGCCGACGAGGCGUUCAAGAUGGUCAGCAGGGCCUUUGGCGUCCUGGGCGAUAAGGAGAAGAGGGAAAAGUAUGACAAGUUCGGGACAGAUCCCGAUAGUCGGUUCGCGAGCGCGCAGCAGCAGCAACAGAAUCCUUUUGCUGGGUUUGCGAGGAGGCAUCCUUCGGGGGCGGCGGGGCCGGGUGGUGGUGGGUUCCCGGGCGGUGGCGGCGGGUGGCAGGAAGAGAUGACGCCAGAGGAGAUGUUUCAGAGGUUCUUUGGUGGUGGUGGGUUCGGUGGUGGACCUUUUGGAGCGUUCGAUACGGGUCCUCAAUUUGUGUUCAACUUCGGCGGCGGUCCUGGUAUCCGAGUCCAUCAGUUCGGCGGAGCUCGCCCCCGGCGGCGACCGCGUGAAGCCAACGACCAAGACGACGGCGGCAGCAUGCUCCAAACCCUCCUCGGUCUUCUACCCAUCCUCUUCUUCUUCGUCAUUCCGCUCAUCUCAUCCCUCAUCUCCGGCAACAGUGCGGCGACAAAACAACCCGCUGGCCCUCGGAUGGUCUUCGACAACCCCAUGCCACCGUACACCCAGAAGCGACAGACGCCCAACUUCAAGGUCAACUACUUUGUGAACCCGGCCGACAUCGACUCGUAUUCGAACAGCAAGCUCUCGCAACUAGACAAGACCGCGGAGUCGAAUCUUCUUAGGGUGUUGAGGACGGAGUGCGAUACGGAGCUGAGGACGAAGCAGAGACUUGUUGACGAGGCGAAUGGGUGGCUUUUCCAGGAUGAGGAGAAGAUGGAGAGGGCGAAGGCUUAUGAGAUGCCGGGAUCUCUGAGGAAUACGACACGGAUCCUCGCGGCACCACUGAUCUACCAGCAACAGGCGGCUAAGAGAGCAACGACGACCGGAUCCUUCCACGCAGCCUAG